AUGGCUUCUAAUCUUUCUACUCGAGCGGUCAGGACCGCCUGUGCUGCACCGAAAGUGGCCCCUUUGGCGACUUUGAUCCCACGCCGCCCUUUCGCCUCGGCUCCGGACACCCCAACCGCCGAAGCAGACCAACCCCGAUGGUCCUACACGCCGCCGCGCGCAAAGGCGCCCUUUAGCCUCCGGCUUCAUGCGCAGCGUCCUGCUUUCCACGUUAAUUCAGACCCAGCUCUCCUCGACCAAUUCUACAUCCGUAUGCUUGGCAAUGACGGUGACAAGGUUCUCUCGGACGAGCUGAAGUGGUUGGCAGUCACCCACAAGAGUUUUGAUCAAGGACGCCGUGGAUUCAAUGACCGCCUGGCCUUCCUAGGAAAACGCAUCGUUCAAUUGCAGGCCUCUCUAGCCCUGGUGCAGAGCUCUGGGGCUGCGAGCGCUCCGGCUAAGCAAGAUGAACAUGGUCGCACGCCGUUCACCCACCCGGCUCUCGAUGGCCUACAAAAUCUCUCCCGGAGCACUAAGAGCUUCUUGACCGAUCGAUCGAAGCUUGCGGAACUGGCUCAGAAAUACGAUAUGCCCAAGAUCAUUCGAUGGACUCCGCGCAAGCCCGAUGAUCUCAAGACAUCCGGUCUUGAACUCGUUUUGUCACACACCAUGUAUGCGGUUAUCGGAGCAAUCUCUUUACAAAAGGGCGGAGAUGUUGCCAAUAAGGUGGCUCAGGAGCGGAUACUCGAGCCGCUGGGACUCAAGACGGUUUCAUGA
This is a messenger RNA of Penicillium macrosclerotiorum, 756 nucleotides long. Its product is annotated as mitochondrial 54S ribosomal protein mL57. The record is from RefSeq and is a predicted model, not a curated record. Lineage: Eukaryota; Fungi; Ascomycota; Eurotiomycetes; Eurotiales; Aspergillaceae. The transcript has 3 exons. Gene Ontology annotation, biological process: RNA processing; mitochondrial translation. Gene Ontology annotation, cellular component: mitochondrial large ribosomal subunit. The coding region runs from base 1 to 756 and encodes 251 amino acids. Gene Ontology annotation, molecular function: structural constituent of ribosome; ribonuclease III activity.